Suillus discolor is the source of this 769-nucleotide messenger RNA. RefSeq lists its product as uncharacterized. The record is from RefSeq and is a predicted model, not a curated record. The coding region runs from base 132 to 608 and encodes 158 amino acids. NCBI's taxonomy places the organism in Eukaryota, Fungi, Basidiomycota, Agaricomycetes, Boletales, Suillaceae. The transcript has 3 exons.
GCAAGCAAUUUCCGUCUUUUUUUCACCAUCCCUAAACAUUCUUUCGGCAGGACCUCUCAGACUUACCAUUACUAGAUGAUGAAUUUUUUGAUAUUUAUCCGCCCCGCCGUCCCAACCACAUUCCACACGGAAUGUCACAGCGCUCUGCACCACGGUCUCGCAUCAUGGCGUUAGUAAAUCGGCUACCAUUUCGCAGGAAAUCACCGCAAGCAUACCCGUCAGCCGGACAUCUCCACCACCCCCAAAAGGCACAAUUCCUACAGCACCUUCCUUUCCGUCGGUCGAUGCCCAGUCCGACCCAGCCACGAGUCGCAGCUGGGCACGCUACGGAGCGUGUCGUUGUUAUCUCCGUGCCCCAUUACAGGAAAGCUAAUGACACUCGACGGCCGCCUAGAGAAGAGCCUGUAUUCCAUGACACGGCACAAAGCGACACAACAUCCGUGGUCUCUUACGCCGAUUCACUCCCGAAUGUGCAUUGGCUCAUGGCAUUCCUCUGCUACCUCUCCUGCUGGCCUGAUGGUAGACUGAGGACGCCUUCUCGAUGGGACUUGGAGCCUACCCAGUCGUCACACCAGCAUAAUGGUGGCGAUGCUCACGCUCGCGGAUAGCUCAUUGUGUUUUCACUUCUAUCCACUUGCGUUACUUGAAUUUCCACUGUGUCUGCAUUGAUUGUUUUGAUCUCAACACUUCUAUUACACGGAUACCAAAUUUGAUGCCACGGUUGUACACCAUCGUCGUUAUGUACUUUUGGUCUAUCGUAGAGAUGGUU